AUGUUUAAGGUGCUCGGGCUAAUAACUGCUCUGAACCUGUUGUUCUGGCUUUGUGCGCUCGCUUCGGCACAUUGUCGACAAAACUUCGUUGCUAAACACCUCGACAUGGAAUCCGACCAAAUUGGAAGAUUUACUGAUCGUUUUCUCAGACCGGACGGAGUUUUUCUCCUACAAAUGAUUGCUAGUCACGCCGGCAAUCUUACUUGCGCAAAGGUAACCGAAGCCUUAUGGUUGAUAUUUCUUCGAAGAAGUGGAAAACCGGUGUUGGACGAGAAAGUCGAAAGUUCGGAGCGGGGAGACUGGGACAGUGUACGUUUACAGAGUCAUCAAGAUAGAGUAAGCAGAGUUAUUGAUUUAUCGAUCAGAUUUCAUAAUCUCGUCGACAUGUAUCUUGAUUGA
This is a messenger RNA of Cylicostephanus goldi, 399 nucleotides long. NCBI's taxonomy places the organism in Eukaryota, Metazoa, Nematoda, Chromadorea, Rhabditida, Strongylidae. The record is from the annotation of a GenBank genome assembly.